GCUAUAAUAGUGAUUUCAUAAGGGGUUCUGUCUAUGCUUUGGAGAAAAUUGGUUUCUUUUAUUCUGUGUGGGAUUUGAUUUCAUCUUUGGUACCCUUUUUGUUGUGUGUGUGUUCUUCACUUAAAUGGGUUUUGGAAAUUUCUAAGAUGAAGAAGAAAAAGGUCAAGUCUGGUGGUGAAUCGAGCACUGUUGUGGAUUUGAAGUCUUUAAUUCAUAAUCAUUCUCUGUUCUUUGACAAGUUAGUUGAGCUUAUACCUGCUAAGUUCUAUCUACCUACUGAUGACAAGGAUAAGCCCUGGUAUCAGGGUCUUAGCAAGGCCCAAAAGGCUUCGGCCAAGAAGGAAGCUAGGGAGAACAUUAAGAAAGCUCGAAGGAACCGGUUAGACCCCGAUAAGUCUUCUGCAACAACCCUUGAUUUGCUGAAGGAAAGCUUGGAGAAGGAGAAAAAGGAUGUUGAGAGUGAUGAUAAAGAUGAAACCGAGACUAAGCCUGUUUUGUCUGGUUUGGAUGAUGAUAAUAGGUCGGUCACAUACGAAGAGCUGCGGCAACGAUUGCGUCGCAGAAUCGAAGAGUUUCAGUCUAGUCGAAACACUGGAGACUCGGAGCCUAGAAUAACCAAGAGGUACGAGAGAAAUGAGAGGAGAAGCAUUGAGUAUAAGAAGCGUAAAAGGGAAAAUGAGUCCGGAGACAAAGCAGCAGCCGAAACUGGUAUUUCAGAGAAGAAAGUAGAGAAAGAUAUUGAAGAAGCCUCAAAGGUGCUUUCAUUUGGUCAUGUCAAGCUCAGUAAUGACGAAGAGCACGAGAAGAAGAAGAGGAGGGUUUCAAAGGCGAAAGAACUGGAGAGAGCCAAGAAGUUAGAGGAAGCAAAGAAUGAUCCAGAGAAAGGAGAGAUUAUCUCAAAGAAGCAUUCUUGGGAUGCAGCAACAAGUAGAGCCGCUGGGAAAAAGGUUCACGACGAUCCCAAGCUGUUGAAACAGAGCUUACACAAGGAGAAGAAGAAGCAACAGAAGAAUGCUGAGAAGUGGAAGGAAAGGGUUCAAACGACUGAGAAAUUGAAAUCAGAGAGACAGCAGAAGAGGUCACAGAACAUAGAGCUGAAGAAACAAGAUAAGAAGCAGAGGCGAAUCGCAAAGAGGGAGAAGAAGCUCAUGCGACCGGGAUUUGAAGGCAGGAAGGAAGGUUUUAUCAAUGAAAAAUCAGCUUAAAGAAUAAUAGAUUGGCUUGCUGUGACCAUUAUGAAGAGCAAUUGAGUUUCACAAGAAUUGCUAAAAAAAAAAAAUAGAACAUAAAAGCUCGAGUGGGAGAUGUGAAACUUGUACGUUUAUAAAUAUGUUUUUUCACAGUUUUGUUAACCUAUUUGUCUUUGAUUAAUAUAGUUGAUUUUUAUUCAGCAUAA
Molecule: messenger RNA, 1396 nt
Organism: Humulus lupulus (European hop)
Lineage: Eukaryota; Viridiplantae; Streptophyta; Magnoliopsida; Rosales; Cannabaceae
Product: ribosomal RNA-processing protein 14-C-like
Exons: 2
Coding region: 147-1205 (352 amino acids)
Biological process (GO): ribosomal large subunit biogenesis; ribosomal small subunit biogenesis
Cellular component (GO): nucleolus
Molecular function (GO): DNA binding; RNA binding
Source: RefSeq, a predicted model, not a curated record